Molecule: messenger RNA, 525 nt
Organism: Danaus chrysippus (African queen)
Lineage: Eukaryota; Metazoa; Arthropoda; Insecta; Lepidoptera; Nymphalidae
Source: the annotation of a GenBank genome assembly
AUGUCGCAGCCACCAGGCCGAGGUCGCGCUCGACCUCCAGGGCCUCCUUCCCCUUUGCAUUACAGACCCCCGUCACCCUGGGCUCCCAGCCCUCCACCCUUGAUAUCUGGACCGAGGCAUUCAUCAGCUAUAGUUACACCUCCGCCGGUCCAGCCGUCACCGAAACCGUUCCGUCCAUUAAAUUCUCCUCACUUACGACAGCCAUCAGCAUCACCGAGCUCCCAUUUUUCAAUCUCGCCCUACCCUAUGUCCCCAACACUGGGGCAUAGUCCAGAAUACUAUUACUCCUCGCCGUACGAGACCGUCCGAGAGUAUGAUUACGCAGGAGUUCCGCUGGAACCGCCUCCGCCACCACGACCGAUGAUUUAUGAGGAAGAUGAGGAAAGAGGACCAUCGACAGCAGAAAUCAUUGCAAAUCAAUCUCAAGAAGGAUACGUGGAUGAGAAGCUUGCAGAGUACCAAGCCACUAUUCAGCUAUUACAAGAAGUUGUCCUAAGAACUAUUGUCAGAAAUUUGGAAAGAUAA